AUGACAGAGAAGGGCAACCCUGAAUCCUCUCCUUACCAACUGGAUGCGGCCUCGAUCAAGUUCAAGGAUGGCCGCAUGGAUGGCUCCGUUAUCAAAUCGCUGGCCGAUGGUGACGCAGUCAAACUGCCCUUAAUGAUAACUUUCCUUGACCACGGAAACGUUCGUGUCACCAUCGACGAAGAAAAGAGGAGGAAAGGUGAGAUUGAGCUGCGGCACGGCAGUGUCGCCAGGAAGGAGAGAUACAAUGAAGCCGCUGCCUGGGCCCUUACCGGAGGCGGUCUCCAACCUCAGACGACCGCUUCAAUGGAAAAGGUAUCGAAAGAUGUUACAGAAGUAUCGUGGGGAGCCAACGGCCACUUCAAGGCGGUUAUUCGACACGCACCCUUUGGAAUAGAGUUUUGGUCCGGUGAAGAGAAACAUGUCGUGUUCAAUGGACGAGGCUUCUUGAAUGUCGAGCAUUGGCGGCCCAAGGUUGAGAAACCUACUGCGGAUGAGAACAGUACCGAAGCACAGCCCAUCGAAGCAGCGGAAGAUGAAGGCACCUGGUGGGACGAGAGCUUUGGGGGUAACACUGACUCGAAGCCCAAGGGACCGGAAAGUGUUGCGCUGGAUAUCACCUUCCCUGGCUACGGGCACGUGUACGGUCUCCCAGAGCACGCGGGGCCUUUGUCGUUGAAGGAGACCCGUGGUGGAGAUGGGAACUACGACCAACCAUACCGGAUGUAUAACAGUGACGUCUUCGAAUACGAGCUCGACUCCCCGAUGACCUUGUACGGAUCGAUACCAUUCAUGCAUGCUCAUAAAAAGGACUCAACAGUUGGUGUCUUCUGGCUGAAUGCGGCUGAGACGUGGGUGGAUAUUGUCAAGUCGAAACACGACACAAACCCGCUCACCCUGGGCCUCACAGGCGGGGUUGUAGACACCCAUACACACUGGAUAUCUGAAAGCGGUCUGCUGGACGUGUUUGUCAUGCUCGGUCCCAUGCCUGGAGACGUUUCCAAGUCAUUCGGUGAGCUUACCGGCUACACCGCAAUGCCCGCAUUGUUUGCCCUUGCCUACCAUCAAUGCAGGUGGAACUACGUCAGCGACGAGGACGUGAAGGAUGUUGAUCGGAAGUUUGACAAAUUCAAUAUCCCCUACGAUGUCAUCUGGCUUGAUAUUGAAUAUACGGACGAUAAGAAGUAUUUCACCUGGGAUCCGUUGAACUUCCCAGAUCCCAUAUCGAUGGAGAAGCAGCUUGAUGAGACUGAGCGCAAGCUGGUUGUCAUCAUCGACCCACACAUCAAGAACAAGGAGGGAUACUUUGUUGUGGAUGAACUCAAGAGCAAAGGUUUGGCGGUGAAGAACAAGGAGAACAACAUCUUUGAGGGGUGGUGUUGGCCUGGGAGCUCUCAUUGGAUCGAUGCUUUCAAUCCAGCAGCGAGGGCCUGGUGGAAAUCACUAUUUACGUUCGAUCGAUUCAAAGGCACACAAUCAAAUGUGUGGCUGUGGAACGACAUGAAUGAGCCAUCCGUCUUUAAUGGCCCGGAAAUCACCAUGCCGAGGGAUAACCUACACCACGGCAACUGGGAGCACCGAGACCUACACAACCUCAAUGGCAUGACUUUUCACAACGCCACCUGGCACGCUCUCUUGGAACGCAAAAAGGGAGAGAUUCGGCGGCCAUUCGUGCUCACUCGAUCGUUCUACGCAGGCUCGCAGAGAUCUGCGGCAAUGUGGACUGGUGACAACCAGGCCAAUUGGGAACAUCUUGCCGCAUCGAUCCCGAUGAUUCUCAAUCAAGGGGUUGGCGGGUUUCCCUUUGCCGGGGCUGAUGUCGGUGGAUUCUUUGGUAACCCAAGCAAAGAACUGCAGACGAGAUGGUACCAAGCUGGGGCUUUCUAUCCAUUCAUGCGUGGCCAUGCACAUAUUGACACCCGGAGACGCGAGCCCUACAUGCUCGGGGAGCCAUACACCGGUAUCAUGACCCAGGCCUUGCGACUACGCUAUUCACUCCUGCCGGCAUGGUAUACUGCAUUCCAUGAGGCCGCCACAGAUGGACACCCUAUCGUGCGAGCCCAGUAUUUUGUUCAUCCAUCAGACGAACGAGGUUUUGGCAUCGACGAUCAGAUGUACCUCGGCUCCACUGGCUUGUUGGUAAAACCCGUCACCGUCGAAGGAGGGGAGAGCGUGGAUAUUUACCUGUCGGAUGAUGAGAAUUACUAUGACUACUUUGACUUCACGAUCUACGCUGGCGGUUCUAAGACGCACAAGGUCGAUGCACCGUUGGACAAGAUUCCGUUGCUCAUGCAAGGUGGCCACAUAAUUCCCAGGAAAGACAGACCAAGAAAGAGUUCCGGGUUGAUGAAGUGGGAUCCGUACACUCUUGUGGUUGUUCUGGAUAAGCAUGGUGAGAAAGCAGAGGGCACGCUGUACGUGGACGACGGAGAAACGUUUGAGUAUCAGCAGGGGGCGUAUAUCCAUCGCCAGUUCUCAUUCGGGGAUGGAGCUCUUCGGAGCCGCGACAUUGGCACGAAAGGACCGAAGACUGCUGGGUAUCUGAAGACGAUGAAGGAAGUCAAGAUUGAGAAGAUCAUCGUGGUCAACGCGCCUGCUGCGUGGUCGUCAACCACAGAGCUCACCGUGUCAGAGGACGGGGUCAAGGGUGACCGAAAGGUCGAUAUGAGUUAUCAUGCGGCGCAGGGGAACAAGGCUGCCUGGGCCGUGAUCAGGAGUCCCGGGACUAGCAUUGGCGUGGAUUGGACUGUGCAGUUCCCCGAGAGCGCGAGCUCCUCCAGGCCAAAGACUGACUUGUAA
This is a messenger RNA of Fonsecaea monophora, 2796 nucleotides long. RefSeq lists its product as hypothetical. Gene Ontology annotation, cellular component: glucosidase II complex. Gene Ontology annotation, molecular function: alpha-glucosidase activity; carbohydrate binding. Gene Ontology annotation, biological process: carbohydrate metabolic process; N-glycan processing. The transcript has a single exon. NCBI's taxonomy places the organism in Eukaryota, Fungi, Ascomycota, Eurotiomycetes, Chaetothyriales, Herpotrichiellaceae. The record is from RefSeq and is a predicted model, not a curated record. The coding region runs from base 1 to 2796 and encodes 931 amino acids.